Mizuhopecten yessoensis (Yesso scallop) is the source of this 2146-nucleotide messenger RNA. RefSeq names its product sodium-dependent glucose transporter 1-like. Lineage: Eukaryota; Metazoa; Mollusca; Bivalvia; Pectinida; Pectinidae. The transcript has 4 exons. The coding region runs from base 347 to 2146 and encodes 599 amino acids. The record is from RefSeq and is a predicted model, not a curated record. Gene Ontology annotation, biological process: transmembrane transport.
GUGUGUAUGUGUACGUAAAAAUGACACUACCUUAUCAAAGCACUGUGGUAUCUAUAGGUCAGAAUGACCUGUUCACAAUCAAAGAUCCUAUCUUUGACACAUGCUUCUGUUUUACAAUUAAUGUAUAUAGCUGGCUAGCCAUUCAGAUACCUAUAUAAGAGAUCAUAAUGAUAUGAAUAUAAUGAAAUAUUUAAUACACCCUAGGUCUACUGAGAUUCGGACUACGUACGUGUGUAAGUAGGAGUCCUUUACAGACUGUGUAUAGACUGAUCGUGGAAACCCUGGCUGGCCUGUCCUGUCCGAUGUUAAAUCGACUAAGAACGUCGACAGAAAGGUGAGAUUUUAAAUGAGCAUUUAUCAGGAAAUGCUAAGAAGUUCCGACAGUGAAUUUGACAGUUUGACAUGUGUCGUCAAUGGCCAACAACGUGGACGAGACGAAGGGGAUACGAACCAUUAUCAUCGAGACGAGUUCGCGUGUUUACUAAAUAAUGUCGUCGCACCAAAAACAAUCGUCACCGUCAACGGGAUCAGUAGCCAACAUGUGUCUCAGAAUGACGUUAAUGCGAAAAUUCAAUGUGAUGAAAAUACCGACAUUGUACAAUGUCAGUCGGAACUACUACUCCGUGUGAGGAUAAAAAACUUCCAGAAGAAAAUCAAAUCCGAUCGAACAUUUCGACACAAGUUUCUCUAUAGCGUCUUCCUCAUCUGCUCCUUCUUCAUUCUGGGAUGGAUGCUAGGUCAGGUCGGACCAUGCCUUCUCGAUUUGAAAUUGAUCACAGAUGUCACUUUGGAAAUGGCCGCAUUCUAUGUGACGUCACUAUGUGCUGGGUACAUGGCAGGUUCACUGUUGAGUGGUCUUUUGUACGAUCGUCUUAACAAAUUUCUGCUGUUGUGGCUUUUCCUAGUCGGUUUGGCUGGAUCAGUCUCUCUCAUCCCGUGGUGUACCCACUACGUAGUCAUGCUGGCUGUGCAGUUCUUGGUAGGAAUCUUCCAGGGGUGCAUAGACACAGUGAGCUGUGCGGAGAUGGUAUCAAUAUGGAGUAAGAAGACUAGCCAGUCAUUCAUGCAGGCUCUCCAUUUUGGUUUUGCUACAGGUGGCAUCAUUUCUCCGCUUGUCACUGCACCGUUUCUAGCCCCUAAAAACUCCAAUAUUUCACCAACCAUCGAAUCUCUGAACUCUAGUAUUGAUCUGUUGACUUCACCGGUCCAAUAUCAGCUUUUACAUUCCACAAUUUUCAAAUACAGUAAUUUAUCUGAUAUGAUUUACAAUAAUUCAAGUUCGGAUUUUGUGAAUAAUGAAACGUCUUUCGAGACGGAAGAGUCAACAAAAUUGUUCUUAGAAUAUGGGGCAUCUCGCGUACACAUUGCAUUUGCGAUAUCUGGAGCAAUAUCAUUUUUGGUUUCACUACCAUUUUUUAUCAUGUUUUUGAGAAUACCGAGCGAUUUUAAUCGCCAUGGUGGUGAGGACCGUAAACGAUCCAACAAGCCAAUCCCUCUCGUAGUAAAGGUCUUAGUUCUGAUAAAUAUGAGUGCUCUGUCUGCGCUUUAUACGGGGCUAGAAGAAACUUUUGUUGAGUUCCUUUCAGCCUUCUGUGUAGAACAAGUAAAGUGGACAAAGACGCAGGGAUCUUUGGCCACUUCUCUUUAUUUCGGCUCAAUAGGUCUGGGGCAUUUCAUAAACAUAUUUACCGUAAGGAUAGUUGACCAUGUAAAAUUAAUGGGCGUGAACUGUUUUAUGUUAAUACUAGCUAUGAUUCUUAUAACUUUAAGCGCCGACAAUGUUUUUCAUGUCGGUGUAUGGAUUGCACCCCCUUUCGUUGGACUGUCUCUCUCCAUCAUAUAUCCCAUAAUAUUCACAUGGACAGAAGACGUGUUUAUACCCGUGACUGGGCGAAUCUCGUCCUUGUUUAUCCUGACUGGCGCUAUGGGUAGCAUGAUUAAUCCAGUUAUAUUGGGAGUCCUAAUGGACGAUCACAGCCCCAUGUGGUAUUGUUACCUCCUUCUCAUAGAGAGCAUUUUGCAGUUUGUAUUUUAUUUGUCUGGGUUAGCACUACAGCGGUUCGUCAAAACAAGAUUCCAUGAUGUAAAUAAAGUUACAAAGGAACUCCACAGCAAUUGUGAAAGAUUAAAAUCUUUUGACUGUUGA